AUGGUCAACAGAGCAGCAGCCAAGCUCCGAGCACAGCUCGCAGACAAAGACAGCAUCAUCGUCUGCCCGGGGGUGCAAGAUGGCCUGUCGGCGCGCGUGUGCCUCGAUGAGGGCUUCAAGAACCUCUACAUGACCGGCGCAGGCACAGCAAUGAGCGUCCUAGGCAUGCCCGACCUAGGCAUGACAACCCUAGACGACAUGGCCCGCAACGCAGGCAUGGUCGCCAGCCUGGACCGCUCCGUCCCCGUCAUCGCCGACGCGGACACGGGCUUCGGCGGGCCCCUGAUGGUCGCCCGCACGGUCGAGAAGUACGCCGCGGCGGGGGUGGCGGCGCUGCACAUCGAGGACCAGGUCGCGGCGAAGCGGUGCGGCCACCUCCUGGGCAAGGAGCUCGCGGGGGUGCCCGAGUACGUGGCGCGGAUCAGGGCCGCGGCGGCGGCGCGCGAAGCUCUCGGCGAGGACAUCGUCAUCAUCGCGCGCACCGACGCGCUGCAGUCGCUCGGGUUCGACGAGGCCAUCGCGCGGCUGAAGGCGGCCGUCGAGGCUGGGGCGGACGUCGCGUUCCUGGAGGGCAUGACCAGCAAGGAACACAUGGUCGAGUGCGUAAAGGCUAUGGCGCCGACGCCUUGUUUCCUGAAUAUGGUCGUGGGCGGUGUAACCCCCCUGGUGGACAGCGAGGAGGCGAGGAGGAUGGGGUACAGGAUCGUGAUAUGGCCUGUUUUCUCAAUGACCGCCGCGCUGCUGGCGUACAGGGAGGCUGCGAAGGAGCUCAAAGAGUUGGGCAUGAACAAGGAGAGGAGGAACGAGAAGGGGGAGCUGCUAGGUGGCGUCAGGGAAUGUUUCGAAGUCUGUGGCUUGACCAAGUACUCCGAGUUCGACAAGGCGAUGGGAGGCCAAGCCUUCUCGAAGGGUGUAUGA
Molecule: messenger RNA, 918 nt
Organism: Diaporthe citri
Lineage: Eukaryota; Fungi; Ascomycota; Sordariomycetes; Diaporthales; Diaporthaceae
Exons: 2
Coding region: 1-918 (305 amino acids)
Molecular function (GO): catalytic activity
Source: RefSeq, a predicted model, not a curated record